Molecule: messenger RNA, 1899 nt
Organism: Penicillium vulpinum
Lineage: Eukaryota; Fungi; Ascomycota; Eurotiomycetes; Eurotiales; Aspergillaceae
Gene: hsp70
Product: molecular chaperone Hsp70
Exons: 2
Coding region: 1-1899 (632 amino acids)
Biological process (GO): cellular response to unfolded protein; protein refolding; vesicle-mediated transport
Cellular component (GO): nucleus; cytoplasm; cytosol
Molecular function (GO): ATP-dependent protein folding chaperone; ATP hydrolysis activity; ATP binding
Source: RefSeq, a predicted model, not a curated record
AUGGCUCCCGCCGUCGGUAUUGAUCUGGGAACCACCUACUCCUGUGUGGGUGUCUUCCGCGAUGACCGCAUUGAAAUCAUCGCCAACGACCAGGGUAACCGCACCACCCCCUCGUUCGUCGGUUUCACCGACACCGAGCGUCUCAUCGGUGAUGCCGCCAAGAAUCAAGUCGCCAUGAACCCCCACAACACUGUCUUUGAUGCCAAGCGUCUCAUUGGUCGUCGUUUCCAGGACGCUGAAGUCCAGGCCGAUAUGAAGCACUGGCCUUUCAAGAUCGUUGAGAAGGCUACCAAGCCCGUCAUCGAGAUCGAGUUCAAGGGUGAGGCCAAGCAGUUCACCCCUGAGGAGAUCUCCGCCAUGAUCCUCGUCAAGAUGCGUGAGACCGCCGAGGCUUACCUCGGUGGUACUGUCAACAACGCUGUUAUCACUGUUCCUGCCUACUUCAACGAUUCUCAGCGUCAGGCUACCAAGGAUGCCGGUCUCAUUGCCGGUCUCAACGUUCUCCGUAUCAUCAACGAGCCCACUGCCGCUGCCAUUGCCUACGGUCUUGACAAGAAGGUCGAGGGUGAGCGCAACGUUCUGAUCUUCGAUCUUGGUGGUGGUACUUUCGAUGUUUCUCUCCUGACCAUCGAGGAGGGUAUCUUCGAGGUUAAGGCCACUGCUGGUGAUACUCACUUGGGUGGUGAGGACUUCGACAACCGUCUGGUCAACCACUUCGUCAACGAGUUCAAGCGCAAGCACAAGAAGGACUUGACCACUAAUGCCCGUGCUCUCCGUCGUCUCCGCACCGCUUGCGAACGUGCCAAGCGCACCCUCUCUUCCGCCGCCCAGACCUCUAUCGAGAUCGACUCUCUCUUCGAGGGUGUCGACUUUUACACCUCCAUCACCCGUGCCCGUUUCGAGGAGCUCUGCCAGGACCUCUUCCGCGGUACCAUGGAGCCCGUUGAGCGUGUCCUCCGUGACGCCAAGAUCGACAAGUCCUCCGUUCACGAGAUUGUCCUCGUCGGUGGUUCUACCCGUAUCCCUAAGAUCCAGAAGCUUGUCUCCGACUUCUUCAACAAGGACGCCAACAAGUCCAUCAACCCCGAUGAGGCCGUUGCCUACGGUGCCGCCGUCCAGGCCGCUAUCCUGUCCGGUGACACUUCUUCCAAGUCCACCAACGAGAUCCUGCUUCUCGAUGUCGCUCCUCUUUCCCUCGGUAUUGAGACCGCCGGUGGUGUCAUGACUCCUUUGAUUAAGCGCAACACCACUAUCCCCACCAAGAAGUCCGAGACCUUCUCUACCUACUCUGACAACCAGCCCGGUGUCCUGAUCCAGGUCUUCGAGGGUGAGCGUGCUCGCACCAAGGACAACAACCUCCUCGGAAAGUUCGAGCUCACUGGCAUCCCCCCGCCCCCCGUGGUUGAGGUCACCUUCGAUGUUGAUGCCAACGGUAUCAUGAACGUCUCCGCUCUCGAGAAGGGUACCGGAAAGUCCAACAAGAUUACCAUCACCAACGACAAGGGCCGUCUCUCCAAGGAGGAGAUCGAGCGCAUGCUUUCCGAGGCUGAGAAGUACAAGGAAGAGGACGAGCUUGAGUCUGCCCGCAUCCAGGCCAAGAACGGCCUUGAGUCCUACGCAUACUCCCUCAAGAACACACUCUCCGAGGGCAAGCUCCAGAUCUCCGAGGAUGACAAGAAGAAGGUCGAGGAGAAGAUCAACGAGGUCAUCGGCUGGCUCGAUAGCAACCAGACUGCUGAGAAGGACGAGUAUGAGUCCCAGCAGAAGGAGCUUGAGGCUGUUGCCAACCCCAUCAUCUCUGCUGCCUACGGCGGACAGGCUCCCCCUGGUGCCGGUGCCCCCGAGGGUGGUGCCCGCUCCGCUGACGAGGUCGAGGAGAACCCUGAGGAGCUUGACUAA